GCCAAAUCCUGGUGUUUAGAUCUCUACGCACAGUCAGCGUGCGCGACAUGGGUGCUUCCAUGCUUGUAUAGGGCAACAGGGUUCAGUUGAUGAAGGACGUAUCAUGGUGUUUCUCAGUUUGUCCCGGUGGGUUCGCAGUCGGGGUCCUGAUCGGUACUGGAAGGUGCAGGAAUUGCUGAAACAUGCCCGGGUAUGCCCAUUUAUUCCAGGGUGUGGGGCAAGCUAACCAUGUGCCAUGUCUCAGUGUAAUAUGGUAUCCCAGGAUGGCACAGGGACUGUCAUGGGCACAAUGUGUAAUAAAACAAAUAUAUUUAUAUUAAACACACACAUAUGUCAAUCUAUAUUAUUGCUAAACAUGCUUAUAGAACUGUGACUUGUGUGUAACAGGAAGCACUUCACAAAAAUGCCAUGGUAUUGAUAACAGACCAAUAAAUAAUAUGAAUUAGAAUUGGGUCUAGAAAUUGGAAAUCUGCCUUGCCUUUGCAUUUACUCUAGAGAUGCCUGCAUAUUCAUUCUCUUUAUACACAAUUAAAUGCAGAAGAGGCUUGCGCAUAAAAAUGGCAGUGUUGUAUCAGGUGUUAUUAGGUUAAUUUAAGUGUUGCACUUGCCACAAAUUACUGUAGCAGUAUUGUUUCUGGCUUUAUAUGUAUGUGUAUAUAUCUAUCCCCUUAAGGACACAUGACGGAAAUAUUCCAUCAUGAUUCCCUUUUAUUUCUGAAGGUGUGUCCUUAAGGAGAUAUAUAUGGUGGGGGAUAUAUAUUAACCAAUACUUUUUUUUCUAAACCUAACAUUCUCCUCAUGUCCUCUUUUUUGUUUUUUUUGUUUCCAGUAGGAUAGUAGUGGUUGUCAUAUCAGUAGUGGCCUAGCAAACCACUUCCCUUCCCAUUAUAAUUAGUCAAACCAUUUUUUAACUGUUUGACUUCUUACCAGAGGUCCACUGGGCACAAUGACCCACCUCCACUACUAACGCUGAAGAACCAGCUUCCAGCUCUCAAAAGUAGAGGGACGUGGAGCCCAGUCAACUCCUGGCAAGAUGUCAGACUUUUCAAAACAAUGGUGGGGUAUUACUAUUUUUAUAUAUAUUUAUUCGCACACAAAAGCCUCCACAAAUGACCGUGCCUCUUUACAUUUUUCCUCCUCUAGGGACAUGCUAAUUUAAUUGUAUCAAACUCACAAGUACACAUGAUAUAAAGGGAUCUGGAUCCAGGACUAGGAACAAAUGAGUGUAAUGCAAAUUAGCUCUGUUCAUGUUAAACAUACCUUAAUGUCACUUAUUAAGAUUGAAGCCAUCAAUCUCUUAAGCCUCUACAAUAAAUAAAUGAUAGCACAAAGAGCUAUAAGAUUUCAGUCUCUUUAAAGAAGUGCUCCACCCAAUCAAAGUAUUAAAAACAUUAUGUUUAAUGUAUGUGUUUAUUUUUAGCAUUUCCGUGGAAGGAAGAACCGGUGCUAUAGCCUAGCUGUGCGAGCUGUUCGUAGAGCUUUCGUUUAUUCAACAAAGGCCAGGAAGGCUAAGAAACACAUUAUGAGAUCGGUAAUGUAUACAUCCAUUUAUUGUCUAUUAUUGUACUUUUUCAAAAAUGUAUUUAUUUUACAAACCUGUCACUUUAAAUUUGAAACAACUCUUUUUGUCUUUGCUAUGUGAGCAGUGGGUUAACAUUAGCCAGUUUUUUUUCAUUUACUUUUUUGCUUAUCCAAUCCCCCAUUUUCCUUUCUAAUCGGAUGCAAUUGUUCGGCCAUUUAUCUGCAAUUUAUCCUUUUCUGUGAAAUGCGUAAGAUUUUUGUCUGCCGCUGCUUGGAAAUUGCGUGUGUUUCUUUUUCUACUGCUAAAAAAAAAAAUUUGUUUCAAGGACUAAAAUUAUUAUGGGGCCUUUUUUUUAUAAUAAUUAUUAGUGAGUGUAUAUUUGUUUACUAACCGGUUUAAGCAUUACUUAAUUUCCUGGUGCACUCGCCCUAUAUUAAUGCCUAUUUAUAACCUUCACAUAAUUGUGCCCCGAGCAAGUCUUCUUUUUUCUAUAAAUAUUUUAUCAAAUAAUGUCAGGACAUGCCUUUUCAGAAAGAGUUUUGGAUGAAUCACAUAACUGUGCUGCUCAAAACAUUUGGUAUGUUCCACUGUCUAUCUACAUGUCAUGACAUAAAUAUACUAAAAACACAAUGUCCCAGCUCCCUUCCCUAUACACAGUGCCCUUUAACUAUUUCCCACCCGUGUCUUUGUGACCAUUCUCUCUUCUACCUACCUAUCUGUCGCCUGAAUGCUCCCAUCGCCCUGCUUGGAUCUCACACUGCUACAUUGUCUGGUUCCAUGAUAAUGGAUAAUGCUUGCCCGAGUGCAAGACAGGAUCCUGCAAUUGUCCUGAGAUGAUGUGAUCAAGGUCAUGUAGCAUCCUCACUCUGUGUCACCUUGCUUUUGUCAGAGCAGAAUAACAGGUUGUCUGCCCUGGUGUCAGAUUUAUCACGUUUCUAAAUUGCAGCAACACUGGUGGAAAAAUGUUAUGGCACCCAAUAGAGAAGAAUGUGUACGUGGCUUUUUAUACUGCUCACAUUUUUACCUCCGUGAGUCAGAAAUACAUUUCUCCCAAACCUGGCCAAUAGAAAAAUCUAAAUAUUUUAAAUAAAACCUUUUAACAGUCUUGCUGCAAGCCAGGGCACACUCUAUAGAAGGACAGAAAUGCUUGAAUGGCAAACAAUUAAAAUAAGAGGGGUUUGAGCUAUGGAUAUGUCUAAUCUGCCCAUUAAAGGGACACUCCACUGCCCAAAUAGAAAAUAAAUAUAAAUCACUGUUUAGCAGAUACAGCCCAAAUUAAAAUGUCCAUGUAUUUAGUUAUGGGUUUGUUUUUGUUUUUUUAUUUAUUGGGGUUAUAUCUAAAAACAGCUGCAGAUAUUUCUUGUUGAAAGGCUGUGCAAGCCCUCCUCUUCUAACCCACCCUGACUUUCUCUGGUUGUCCAAUCACAGACUGCCCAAUGUUGUUUUAAUGAGAAAGCUUUGCAAAGCAGGUGCUCUGAGCAAUUGCUGCCUCUUGAGUUUAGCUCCAUUGAGCUAACCUAACCAUGAAGUAACAGGACCUGUUGUCAAUAUCUAUUAAAAUCUGCACUUUUGUAAAAAAAAAAAAAAAAAAAUGGGACACGCUUCAUACACAAAGCAUUUCAACAAACUAACAUGCUUUAGGGGUCUGUGGAGUCCCUUUAAGGGGUCUAACUCCCUUAGUUUGUGUCUGCCCCAUCCACAACCACAGUAGAUGGUGGAUCAGGCAGUAUUAAAUUUAAAAAAAAAACUAUAAGGGCAAUUCAAAGGGUAAGGCUGCUCUUCUGCAGACAUCUAUAACAACAACAACGUAUUUAACCAGGAAAGGUACAUUCAGAUUACUCUGGUUUUCAAGUAUGCCCUGGGGAUGCUACAUUAGCCCAACAUCCAGGGGUUGUUAUGAUCCCUCUCUUUGGUUGAAAAUUUAACUUUAAAAAAAGAAUAAAUCUGAUUGUGUUCUAAACAUCUCAUGAAUAUAUUAUCGGUCAUUAGUGUCAUGAAAAUUAAGUUUAAAAAAAUUACACAAGCCGCACAUAGGGCUUUGGCAGAUGAGUCUAAAUGUAUUUAUACACCAACCUCGUAUGCUUUUAUCCAUAACAUUAGAGACUCAGAUUGGAUAGACAAACUGACCGCCAAAGUCUAAGGCACACUCGGGUCCUACCCCAAGCAAGGCCUAAAGGUCCAUGGCUGGAAAGUCAGUGUCCUAAUGUUGCAGUGUAAGCAUGCAGAAGCCAAACACAGAAAUAUUGGACACAGGUCUUCAGGAAGUAACAGGCCUUUAUUCACAUUACCGAUCGGGUCUCAGAUGAACUCCUGUUCCAACAUUCUGAGAGACCAACACAUAGUGUACAUUCCUUAUAUAGCACUAUAACUCCUCCCAUUAAUAGCUACACCCACAUAUACCUUUAACCAAUCAAUGAGCAGAAUAUAGACUUGUACAUCUAGUCAAACCACAUGGCUCAUCCAAGACAAAGGAAAUAAGUGCAAUUUCAGUUCCUGCAUUCCUGCACAUGCUCAGUACACUGAUGACAGUAUCCUAGCUACAUGUAGCUAACCAACUGACACAACAUACACAUAUGCCACAUGGAGAUUUUGGCCUACUAAAUUUUAACCAUGCUGGAAUCCCAUCACAUUCCCCCCUUUGAUGCCUCUGAUAUAACAUUAUUCCAGAUGCAUCACCAAUCACAGUUUUACCUACAUCUCUCAAGUAGCCAUUGAACCAGAGUAGACCUUGUAAGCAUCUUAAAAACGCCUUCAACAUUCUUCAUCCUGAAUAUAUUCUCUUCGGGCUAGGGGAUCAAAUCUUCCAGACAGCCAUUACAUGGGCAGCUGUCUUUCUCUCUCUAGUACUCUCUAUAAUACUAUGUAGGGACCUUACCACUAGUGGAAUUAGACAGGGCAGGAGGAGGCACAAAAAAAUAUAAUAAAUUCUACUCCUCCUACUAAUGUCUUAAUUCCUCCAAGCUGCUCAUACCAACUUCCAAACCAACUACUUAGGUUAUACCCAUUCCAGACCUGAGUAGGUACAUGCUCAAAUUUAAUCAUGUGGCUUGUAAGUUCAGCCACUGCCUACCCUUCAUCAUCUAUGUGCAGACAACAGUUACUUAGAUUAAACUUUCCGCAUACACCUCCUUCUACUGCUAGUAAGUAAACAAGGGCUAACCUAUUCUGGUAUAUGGCUGAUCACAUCUUGGUAUUUUGCUUAGCUAGAAGAUUAAGCACUUGAGCUGUCUCAUUAGUAAUAAUCUCAACUACCACCUGUAGUCUAAUAAUGCGGUUGAGCAUAGAUAAUCGGAGUUCUAUAUCCAUAAGUGCCAUCUUCUGCCCAAGUAGCAGGUCCAUAAUAAUUAAUAAUACGUUGAGGGGGCCACUCAUUAUCUUCCCAGCUACCUAUAUUCAAGGAUGCUCUCUCCCUUUUAUGAUUUACAUCGUAAACCUUAACUCCCAAGGUCUCUCCUGUUUCGAUUGGCAACAAGAAGAAGGAUGGCUUUGGCAUACCUAAUACACAUGCCCCUUCCCAAUCUUGUGGUAACUCCGAAUAAGUUUUCUUACCACAAAUCCAGUAUAAAUUUGCUGGGGCUUUCCAACUAGAUGUAGCCGAUAAGUCAAACCAUACCUCCUUUAAAUGAGUGUAAUUGGCAAACUGAUUAGUAGGUUCCGAGACAUUUGAAGCUGACCACCAAGUAGUAUUUUUAGUAUUAACAUUAUAGGCUUUUUGUCCCAAGCAAGUUAGCUCACCUACAGACGUGUUAUACAUUGUCCCUUUCCUGGCUAUACAAACAUGACCUAUAAUGGAGGUUUUCAACCACCAUUCCAAUUUACUUCUAGUACUUACUUGAUGAUCAGACUGGAAAGGUAUCUGUUGUUCAUAUGUCUCAGAGCCAGGGUACCAUAUUUCCUUUGCCUCCCAUGGCCACUGGUCUCCCAUAUUAGUACCUCCACACACAUAGCAAUUAGUUACAUUAAGACUACCUGCAAUACCCUCAGCCAAAUCAAUAAAUAGGUUGUUAACAUUAUGGGGAAUUUUAUCCUCAAUACUCAUCUCCUCAUAGAAGGAAUGAGAAACCUGAUGAGUUUGAGUUGCCACUGUCUCAGUUUCAAGACCUACAUAUAUUAUUGUUCCUGAAUCUACUCCUGUGCCAUAUAUUUGGAACCCAAACAGACCUCCAAACCUGUCAAUAAAGUACUGCAGAUUGGAAAUGGUCAUGUGAACGGGGUUACACACAUAGUUUUACAGUAUGGUGUGGUAGGCAACCUUUGGAUAAUCAUAUCUUGAUCCACUGUUUUUCCCAGGUUGCCCAACCUACACAUGACCAAUAGGGGCAGAAGUUAGUCUCUAUUUGGGCAAUCAGGAUCAGUAGAUAUUUUACUGGGACAUAAAUAUUUAUCAUUAAACCCAUAAGUUCGUUCCCAUUUAAGAUUACCACAUACAUUCCAAAGUCUUCCACUACCCGAAAUCGCCUUACAUGCAUCAAAUAGUAGAAUACCCGUGGAAUGUAUGGUGCUUAUCACAGUCCUAUUUAUUAAUGUCCCCUGGGAGUUACUAUUCCGAAUUACCAACCAAAUUGUACGGGGUUGGAAAUGGGGAUCAAAACAUUUAGACUCUCCUGAUAUUGGCUUGCACACACUAUAAUCAAUAUCCAAAUAUCUACAUUUAGAUACAGAUCCCUUACAUUCAUAAUGUGAGUGCCAGAUGAGAGUUUGGGAUAUUUGGUUACCUGUUUUAGUAGUCUUAAUGCAACUAUCGCAAUUCGGUAUGUCUGUACUCCUACCUUCCUGAAAAAAUCAUAAAAAUACUAAGACACAUUAUUCCUGAAAUCCUCAUUUUUCUUCGACCGUGCGAUGGCCUCUCAGCUUCCCGAUUGUGAGGGCUGCAAGGAUGUUGUUCUUCUGAUCCUCACUUUCCUUCACAGAGAUCCCUUCAAGAUACUCUGGCUAUGACACGUAGGCAGGUGGUCAGGCUUUAUUAUGGCCGUCAAAACACCUACUUGAUGAUCUUUGUAGACUUUUAACUAGAAUGUCUCGAUAUCCCCUCGUCACUCCGACUGAGUUGCACGCUUCAACCGGGUCCUGCAAGGAUUCUCAGGAUCUGGAGUAGUUUGCCAAGAGUCUGCUGCUGGUUUAACCUUAGAAUGAUGAAUCCAAGGAGUCACUUCCGCCACCUUUACAGCUAUUGGGGUAGAUAAAAGAACAACAUACAAAGGCUAACAGAAUACACCCCGAGCUUUAACUCAAUAUGUAUUGGUGGGAUAUUACGAGCAAGUCCUGGAGGAUUAUUUUCUUCCCAUACUCCUGGAAUGUCAAGUAAGGAUUCAUCACUCUUAGGGUUAACACUUGUCACUAUGGAAUAGAAGCGCCAUUCUUCUUCCCUUGGCACCGAUAUCGCCAUUAUGCCUGGUAAUCCCUUAAACUUCAGAGAUGUUAAUCCAUUAGGUAAAAGGUUAUCUGAUCUUAAAGCUUCGAUAAUAGAUCUCUUCCUAAAAGUUGAAUCGGACACUCUGGCAUAUAUAGGAACUAAUGCUUCACCACAUGGCCUCCCAGAAUACAAGUGCGACUCUUAAGAACCGGUCUAGCUGCACUUCUCCCAGUAGCUCCUAUCACAGUUAUAGUCUUCCCCGAAGGCGGAGCCACCAUCUUAGUCACCACAGAAUGUUCAGCACCUGUGUCGAUCAUGAAAGAACUUCUCUUUCCCCCUAUUGCUACAUCGACCAUAGGCUACGCUCGACCAAGUGGGAUGGAGCCCGGUCGGUAUCAAUAGUCUUCCAUGAUAGUGUCAGCCAGACCCACAAAAUCUCUAUCCUCUCUUUCUCUAAGUCUCUGCGUGGGUGGAUAGUAUCUGUCUCCUUGAACACUUCCUCUACUAUUCCCAUCAUUCCCUCUAAAACUUCCUCUUCCUCUAUAACUACCACUAUAACCUCCUCGUACCCUUCUCACUCCUUGUCUAUCACCUUCAUACUGCUCUCUCUGUGGACACUCACUCUUCCAAUGUCCCUCCUUUCUACAAUACGCACAUUAAUUCCUACUUAAAGUCCCUUGCUCAGCCUAUUCUCGUCUCCUCUAUUCACUUCUCUGUCUUUCUACACUUAAGAUAGCUACCGCUAGCAUAUCUGCCUUUUUCCUCAUUUUACGUUCUUCCUCCGUCUCCCUAUUCAUAUAUACUGUAUUUGCAAUCUCCAUUAGCUGUAAUAUGGACAUCCCUGCAAAUCCCUCUAAUUUCUGUAAUUUCCUUUUAAUAUCACCUUGGGCCUGGCUGACAUGCUGAGUCUAUCAUUCGGAAGUUUUCAGGGGCUUCAGGAUUGAAAGGAGUGUACAAUCUAUUUGACUCAAGCAGUAUCUAAUAUGGGACUUCGGCAAGGCUGCUCAAUAAUAGGUUCCAGUCUAGGAGUAGUAAGAUAGGUGUAAGGGGGUGAGCUAAUUUUAUUAGUCGGCAUUUGGUGGAUGAAAAAACGUUUUUGUUUAAAGUGUUAAACCAAAAACCUACCAGUAGGUGUCACCAGAGGGUAAUUGUAUCAAAAUAAUCUUUAUGGGUCUAAUAAAAAAAAAACUCAACUUUUAAUAUAUUUAUACAUAAAAUAAAACCUUAUAGCAAUAAAUAUAUUAAAAUAGGGUAAGCAAUCCUACUUCUAUCUGUUAUAAACAAUGUAUUAUCAAUGUAACUCCCAAAGAUGGCCCGUAGGUGGCUUAGAGUGCCUCCCUAAAGUCAAAUGAAACAAAUAGACUUUAAUUAAUUAUGUCCUAUUUUAUUAUUACUUAUUUUAAUCAAUGUCCACCCUGAUAGCUAGGCUUGAUUAAAUCUUUAGUUCUAAGGUAAAUUAAACAUUUCAGUUUGUAGUUUAGUAAAAGGGGACAUUUUGGACAAAGCUGGGAGGGGCCCAUCCAGUAACUAAAAAACCAAUAUACCAUCUGAUACCAUUGAUCAUUGAUUAGGGGGAGGGGUAGUACAGAAAUACAAGAGUUUGAAACACAGGAACAGAUAGGUAUGUGGGUAGGCGGGGACAGUAGAGCAGGGGGAGUGCAAAUACUGACUAUAUACCAGUUUUUAGCUUGGGAAGAAGAAUAGGGGCGUGGCUACUGUAGCUCUGGAGGAUGUUUGGGGGGUUGGUAAUCAGAUGCCAGGGGGGAGGGGAUGUCCAAAGCAGUUGUAAUUAAGUCCUUAGUUCUGACCACCAUAUGGCUACAUUGUUUCCCAUAUGACACAGUUUAAUUCACCAAGGCAGUUUUUCAACAAUCAGUUUCCAACAGUCAAUAUAUAGAAACUGAUCAUAGAAUUCCAGCCUACUAGUUACAGCCACAUGUACACCCUGCACUAAUUUUAAGUGAAGACUGCUACAUGGAGGCCAUGCGGCCACCAGGACAGGCUACUCCCUACUUUUUUUUUUUUUGAAAACAUACAAGACAAAAGACUAACAGCCUAGUGAAUCAGAAGAUCAUUGCAACAGAACGUCUGAUUCAAAAAGCUGUACAAAUAUACACACAGUUUCAACAGUCACACCAAUCUCCUUAUCACCAGCAACACAUUGCGCAGUCACUAGGCCCAAACACACACACAGGAUCCUCACAUGCUCAACAAUAUCACGACGUCGCACACACGAAAUUAAAUCAAAAACCCACCAAAGACUAUACACUUAUCAAUGUAACUAUUAUUCAAACCAUACAACUAUCCACGCUAUUAAUCCAUAUAAACUAACCGAUCACAUAACAUUUCAACAAUUUCAUCUCUACAAUUAUCCGUACUAUAAAUCAACUUUUGACUAACCAACUAUAUCACAUUCUAGUAACCUCAUCUUUACAGUCAGUGGUUAUGGUACAGUUAGUAAGUGGUUAUAAUACAGUUUUAAAGUCACAGAUCAGUUAGUAACAGUUAUGGUAUUAUACAUAUAACAUAAAACAGCAAUUGUUAGUAAUUUUUACACAAUGUCAGUGGUUAUGGUAUAUGUCAGUAGUUAUGGUACCGUGCGCUAUUUUACAGUUAUACACACAAUUUACACUCCCACUAGACAGCAGAGCUCUAACUUUCUAGUAGGACAUACAAGUUAACCAAUUCACCAACUACAAUAUAUUUAACAACAUUUACAAUAAUCCCAACUAUUCUAACUGGCCAGCACCUCGAGAGCUUUCGAUCUAUUUAUACACCAGAGAUUCGAUAAGUUCUUCGCUGCCCAGACACCACGUAUAGCGAACUAGAGGGCAGAAUUUACACAGUACCCAGCUAGUCUAUUAAACUAUCAAUAAGCUAGUGGCUGGAUUUACAACAGAGCACACUUAGUUAAGAUAGGGUGAAAUCUAGCAAACUAUAAUAUACAACAGAGUAUGCUAGUCUCCCGGUCCCCCCGACCUAGCGAACAAAAUUUACACCCUAGAUACGCUAGUCAAGACAGGACACCGGUGUCCGACAUGAGCUAUUUACACCAGAACUCAGUCUGACCCAAACCACCUAUAUUAGACGGGCUGACUACAGAGCGUCUAAUUUCCAGAUAAGUGUUGCGCUUUCACUUCUUCCAUCCAUCAGGACAGGGCAGAUUCCAAUAACCGGUUCCAAAUAUAAAACCCCUUGUGGGUCUACCGCUCUAACGGUAUCAAUCUUACCUGUUAAUUUCUGGACCUGGGUUCACUCAUAGACGGAACAAUCCGGGACUCACUGCGCAGAAGCCGAUGAUCUCCUGGACAAAAGGCCAGUGGCGCCGAGACGAAAGGAGGUCCACGCAGUAGAAGUCCAGGAUUGUAGCGUAGAAGGUUUGGUAAAAGUUUACCGUCUCAAAUCUCUGCGCUAGCUUCCAUGCAAAUGAGGUUCCCACUGCCAAUGCACCAGAGAUGUUGCAGUGUAAGCAUGCAGAAGCCAAACACAGAAAUAUUGGACACAGGUCUUCAGGAAGUAACAGGCCUUUAUUCACAUUACCGAUCGGGUCUCAGAUGAACUCCUGUUCCAACAUUCUGAGAGACCAACACAUAGUGUACAUUCCUUAUAUAGCACUAUAACUCCUCCCAUUAAUAGCUACACCCACAUAUACAUUUAACCAAUCAAUGAGCAGAAUAUAGACUUGUACAUCUAGUCAAACCACAUGGCUCAUCCAAGACAAAGGAAAUAAGUGCAGUUCCUGCAUUCCUGCACAUGCUCAGUACACUGAUGACAGUAUCCUAGCUACAUGUAGCUAACCAACUGACACAACAUACACAUAUGCCACAUGGAGAUUUUGGCCUACUAAAUUUUAACCAUGCUGGAAUCCCAUCACACUAAAGCUGUUUGAUUUACCACAUGCUCUCAUAUUUGGUACAUGAAAGUCUUCUCCUGAUGUAGGAGCUCUUUUUCCCUCUUUCAACUGCUUUCUCAAUCACGUUAUUCAUUUAAAUUAAUAAUAAUAAUAAAUUCAGUCUUGCACUAUUGGCUACCCAUGGUUUUUUUUUUUUUUUUUAUAUUACUUUACUGUCAUCUGACUAAAUAUCUAAACAAAAUAACAUUUUAAAGGAUCACUAUAGGGUCAGGAACACAAACCACCAUUAACACCACCAUCUAGCUCCCCUGGGGCCCUCAUGCCUCUAUAAAUAUAGCAAAAUCUUACUGUAUUCAAGCCUGAAGUUGCAACUCUGCAUGCUGUUAGACUCAGAAAAACAAGCAGUCUGCUGACCUCAUUAGAAGUGGUGGCCUGAUGCAAUCACAGUGCUUCUCCAUAGGAUUGGCUGAGACUGACAAAGAGGCAGAUCAGGGGCAGAGCCAGUAUGAUUCAAACACAGCCCUGGCCAAUCAGCAUCUCCUCAUAGAGAUGAAUUGAAUCAAUGAAUCUCUAUGAGGAACGUUCAGUGUCUGCAUGCAGAGGGAGGAGAUACUGAAUGUUUGGAUGCAUUUUAGGCAGCCAUGACCCAGGAAGGAUCUCUAACAGCUAUCUGAGGAGUGGCCAGUGAAGUUAUCACUAGGCUGUAAUGUAAACACUGCAUUUUCUCUGAAAAGACAGUGUUAACAGCAAAAAGCCUGAAGGUAAUGAUUCUACUCACCAGAACAAAUUCAAUAAGCUGUAGUUGUUCUGGUGACUAUAGUGUCCCUUUAACUAGAUUCCUUUUUUUUUCACAGCUGUGGAUAAGCAGACUUGCAGCAGCAACCAGAGAACAUGGCAUGAAAUAUCCUGCUUUGAUAUGCAAUCUUGUUAAGGUAAGUAGUUUAAAAAAAAAAAAAAUUAUAAUUCUGUUUUGCUAAAGAAGGACUGAAAGAAUGUUAUUUAAAGUACAAUUUAUGCUACUGAUACAUUUUCACAGUCCAGUAGCUAACUAAAAAUUAACUUGUUAAUUUUGUUUUUCUUUUUUUUGUUUUUGUUUUGGUUUAUUGAGGCAAAAUUAUGAAGGUACAGACAUUUUAGAGUGCAUAUGCUAACAAGUAGAGGCAAAAACUCACAUAAUAUGUAUAGCAUUCAGGAUCAUCAAGCCUCAGGAUUUGUUUUUUUUUGGAGGGAAAAUAAAAGUAUAACACAAUAGGAAAUGGGAACUUGGUAGACUACAGAUUAAUUCCAGCAUGAAUAAAGUCGCACAGUGAGGUUGUCGAAAACAGCCUAUCAGUGGAAGGUGGAAUAAACUUUAUGACCUGCUAAUCCCAUUCCUAUGACAUAUAAAUCAGAUUACCUCUGGGUGAUUGUAUAAGAGAACUGUCAUAGUGGCUUCUCCAGGCUACUGGAUCAUCUGAGGGGUGAUAGCACAUUAAAUUAUAUAAAACAGUAAAAUAAAAUAACAGGAUGAGUGUUCUUAACAUGCAAGACUUUCAGUUCCCCCUAACCAUCAGCAAAUCCCCAUACUAGGGUAUAUAUUCGUGGAUUCAGAUAGCGUCCGUACCAAAACAUGUUCUCGGGAGGGAUCUUAAGAACAAGCUGCAUAAACUUUAAAUCUGCUCGUCCGAGAAGGCAAAUUGCAGUAGGGUGUACUCCAGGUAAGCACAGAGUAAAAAUAGUGAAAAAUCUCGAUUUAGUGGUCAAAAAGCUGUUGAUUUCUGUAGAGCACCUCUCACAUAUAACCUGCUCGGCAUGCAGUCAGGCCUCGCCCUCCCGGCAAUUUUAUUUCUAUAAAAUUCCUAGUCGUUUUUAUUUUUACUUUAUACUGUAUGCCGGGCUAUACAGGCACAGCCAGGGCAUACCCUGUAAAUUAACCUAACCUUUGCCAUGCUAUAUACACUUGUGCUAAUGGGAUUAAACCAAUCCUGGCUUUCUUCACUGAUCCCCAAAGAACAAAGUAGUAAUUAGUUCUUUUAACCCAUUCGCAAUAGAUGGCAUCACAGGACUGUCAUGAUAUACUACUUGCAGUGUUUUCAUGAUAUUUAAUAACCUUUGACAUUCUGUCUGAUGUAAUAUUCCUGAUAUCUGCAUCAGUUAUAAAAUAUGCUACAAAGAUUUUUAAACCAAGUAAAAAAAGAAAUUGGGAAUAUAUCGGAUGCAUACUAGGGAAAUAUAUUUUAAGCUCGCAAUACAGGUAGCUACUAGAAUUCUCUUCAAUUCAAUUGAUUUUCCACAGAGGGUUUCCUUCCCCAGUUAUACCACCCCUACCCCCCCCAAAUGCUUCCUUUCCUACUGACACCACAACGAUUACAGAUUACAGGUCACUGGGUCUUUGACGUAGGGACAGCACCGGUCCAAGAUGUUUUAUGUAUAAAGAGAAUACAGCACCUGCUGUACCUGCCUUCUUUUGUCCUUGUAUAUGAUCAAGUGAUGGUGAUGUGUGAUCCAUGUGUGUUGGGUACAAAACUAUACAGGGAGUGCAGAAUUAUUAGGCAAAUGAGUAUUUUGACCACAUCAUCCUCUUUAUGCAUGUUGUCUUACUCCAAGCUGUAUAGGCUCGAAAGCCUACUACCAAUUAAGCAUAUUAGGUGAUGUGCAUCUCUGUAAUGAGAAGGGGUGUGGUCUAAUGACAUCAACACCCUAUAUCAGGUGUGCAUAAUUAUUAGGCAACUUCCUUUCCUUUGGCAAAAUGGGUCAAAAGAAGGACUUGACAGGCUCAGAAAAGUCAAAAAUAGUGAGAUAUCUUGCAGAGGGAUGCAGCACUCUUAAAAUUGCAAAGCUUCUGAAGCGUGAUCAUCGAACAAUCAGCGUUUCAUUCAAAAUAGUCAACAGGGUCGCAAGAAGCGUGUGGAAAAACCAAGGCGCAAAAUAACUGCCCAUGAACUGAGAAAAGUCAAGCGUGCAGCUGCCACGAUGCCACUUGCCACCAGUUUGGCCAUAUUUCAGAGCUGCAACAUCACUGGAGUGCCCAAAAGCACAAGGUGUGCAAUACUCAGAGACAUGGCCAAGGUAAGAAAGGCUGAAAGACGACCACCACUGAACAAGACACACAAGCUGAAACGUCAAGACUGGGCCAAGAAAUAUCUCAAGACUGAUUUUUCUAAGGUUUUAUGGACUGAUGAAAUGAGAGUGAGUCUUGAUGGGCCAGAUGGAUGGGCCCGUGGCUGGAUUGGUAAAGGGCAGAGAGCUCCAGUCCGACUCAGACGCCAGCAAGGUGGAGGUGGAGUACUGGUUUGGGCUGGUAUCAUCAAAGAUGAGCUUGUGGGGCCUUUUCGGGUUGAGGAUGGAGUCAAGCUCAACUCCCAGUCCUACUGCCAGUUCCUGGAAGACACCUUCUUCAAGCAGUGGUACAGGAAGAAGUCUGCAUCCUUCAAGAAAAACAUGAUUUUCAUGCAGGACAAUGCUCCAUCACACGCGUCCAAGUACUCCACAGCGUGGCUGGCAAGAAAGGGUAUAAAAGAAGAAAAUCUAAUGACAUGGCCUCCUUGUUCACCUGAUCUGAACCCCAUUGAGAACCUCUGGUCCAUCAUCAAAUGUGAGAUUUACAAGGAGGGAAAACAGUACACCUCUCUGAACAGUGUCUGGGAGGCUGUGGUUGCUGCUGCACGCAAUGUUGAUGGUGAACAGAUCAAAACACUGACAGAAUCCAUGGAUGGCAGGCUUUUGAGUGUCCUUGCAAAGAAAGGUGGCUAUAUUGGUCACUGAUUUGUUUUUGUUUUGUUUUUGAAUGUCAGAAAUGUAUAUUUGUGAAUGUUGAGAUGUUAUAUUGGUUUCACUGGUAAUAAUAAAUAAUGGAAAUGGGUAUAUAUUUGUUUUUUGUUAAGUUGCCUAAUAAUUAUGCACAGUAAUAGUCACCUGCACACACAGAUAUCCCCCUAACAUAGCUAUAACUAAAAACAAACUAAAAACUACUUCCAAAAAUAUUCAGCUUUGAUAUUAAUGAGUUUUUUGGGUUCAUUGAGAACAUGGUUGUUGUUCAAUAAUAAAAUUAAUCCUCAAAAAUACAACUUGCCUAAUAAUUCUGCACUCCCUGUAAAUAAAAAAUAUAAAACAAAAAUUGUCUUAAAUUCUCCGUGAAAAUAAAUGAUCCAUUCAGAAAAAAAAGUCUUCUUUUUUUAUUUUUUUUUACAUUUAAAUUCCUGUCUCUUAACACACUGUUGGAGGUGGUUACAUUAUCUCCAAAAACAAAACAGGAUUACUGUAGCCGUUCUUAGUAUUUCUGUUUAUUAAAUUACGUUUUGUGCUUUUUUUGUUUUUUUCUUUUAUGUUCUAGUGCCAAGUGGCUUUAAACAGGAAAGUGCUUUCCGAUUUGUCCAUCUACGAACCCAAGACAUUUAAAUCUCUGGCGGCCUUGGCUAAGAGGAGACGGGAGGAAGGUUUUCUGUCUGCCUUGGGGGAUGGCAAAGAACCAGAAGGGAUAUUUUCCAGAGUGGUGCAUUAUAAUUAAUGACAAAAGCUUGAAACAGAACAGACAUUUCAAGAACUUUUUAAAAAACAAAACAUUGGUCUGACUUGAAGACUUUCAUUGUGCUAAUUUAAUGGGUAAUAUUAAUCUGUGAGUAAGCAAUUGUGCACAUGUUGAUAAUGUGUUUCCUGCAUUUAUAGCAAUGUUGAUUUUACAAAACUCCUGUGCAUCUAAUAACAUCUAAAUACAUAGAGAUGUACCUUUUUCAAGAGCUUUUUAUGAAAGAAAACAUUAUUGAAUGCCGACUACUUCAUUGUGCACUUCAGCUAGUAAGUAUACAUUAUAUAUGUAUUGAAUAGUGAUUCGUUGAGGCAUUUGAAAGCUGAUGAACCAAUGUGAAAAUUAUUGUAUACAUACAAAGCUACCAUUCCUGCAUAUGGCUUGACCCGAUUAUCGUGUGGACAAUUUGAUUGGUUAUUUUCAAACUUUUUAGAAUAUAUACAUAGCUGUAUUGUGAGAACAUGGUUUUUGAUCUACUGAAUAAAUAUUUUGCAGCGAUCAAGGAAGUGGGUGUUUAAAUAUUUUACUUUUUUCCUAGGUUAUUAUGAUGUAAAUAAGAGAAUGCAUUGCAGGGUUAAGUGCUUGUUAAGAAAAGAAAAAAAAGUUUAGCUAAUACAAAUCUGAAUUAAAGAAUUUUCAGUAUUUGUAAAAUUGAACCAAGAAAAAUAGUAUUUGCUUUUAUUAGCCGUAAUAUAGAAGUAUUUUAGUCAUUGCUUUUGAGUUGCCUAGUUUUCAAUUCAACAGUUAUUUAGAUUAUCUAGCAUCCUGCAUUUAGAAGAACUGACCCUUUUUGGAGCAACCAAAUCACUUGUUCCCUUCAUGCUGCAUAUCCCCCAUUUCUAGGUUAUCCAUCGACACCUAAAAUAUAUGUUCCUAGAACAGGGUAGGCAACCUUUGGUACUCAAGAUGUUGUUGACUACGACUCCCUUGAUACAUUGUCAGCAUUAUGGCUGUAAGAGUGUCAUGUAGCCAAAGCUUGCCUAUUCCCUGUCCUAGAAAAUGGGGAGGCAAAGAAAAGAGGCAUGUAUUUGUAUAACGUAGCGUUUAAUGAGAUCUAUGCUGACUGAAUAAUGAACUUGUCAGUUGAUCUUGAAAACCCGACAUGAGGGCCAAUUGCUUCUGUAAUGACGAACUGUAGCAAAUUCAGAAUGGUAUAGAAUCUAACUAUAUAUUGUAAUGCAAUGAUGAUUUAUACUACAGACAUGUGCUAUGUGGGUUAUGGUACUAUUACGGUUUGAGUGCCAUCACCAGUUCUCGGUCAAACCAGCUGGACCAAAUGUGCCCCAUGGGGACCCUUAUUUUCAACAAUGGGACAACAUCCACAACACAAUAGCAUUAUAACCACUACAUUGAUAUAGUGGUUAUGGACCCCAGACUGUUUCUUAAAUGUUGCCAGUAACCACUAAAUCUAAUAUUCAUAAAUUUGAAUCUAAUCAUGUAACGAUCCCCCCCUCCCCUUACAUGUUAACCCUUUUUGUAUAAAUGUAAAUGAGUAAUUCAAGGUUAAGUGCAAAUUUUCAACCAUUUCCAAAG
Messenger RNA from Pelobates cultripes (western spadefoot toad), 16765 nucleotides. The record is from the annotation of a GenBank genome assembly. NCBI's taxonomy places the organism in Eukaryota, Metazoa, Chordata, Amphibia, Anura, Pelobatidae.